CAGCUCACAAGGGUGAGAUCUUUAAAGGGGGAGUAGCCUUUUUAUAGAUGAGACUCACAGAGGCUCAGAAUCUCUUCAGACUUUCGUAAUCCUGAACGAGACUGGAGGAAAUUUUCAAUGUGAACAACCCUGCCUUAAUAUUUUCCAAUCCAUUGGACACGGGUAUAACUAAAGGCUUUGUAUUCUUGCUUCUCUCCCUGUUUAUUUGUGAGGCACAGAUGGACAAGCAGCUGAUGCAGGAGGCAGUUCCACGCACAGCACACUUAACCGAGGACCCAGAGGCAUCUUGAAAUAGAAAUUCAAAAGAGGAGGAGGAGGAGAGAAAGGAAGGGGGUUUUUAAGGGAGAGCAUUGGUAUGCCAGGUUCAGUACAUAGCAUGGCUGUGCAGAAGAAACAGUGUGUCAUCCCUCCAUCGCAGGGACCUCUUUCUACACGUACCAUCGAAAGCCAAAGAAAGAGAAACAGAUAUGAAAAAACAGAAGAAAAUGGCUCUUAUCACAAACCGAUUUCAGCGACAGUGAAGAAAGCAACCUGUUCUGUCAACAUCUGCAACACAGUUACUCCUCGGGCUGCUGCAGCAGGUAAUGGACAAAAUGUUGACGAGAGGCUGAAAGCCGCACGAGAAAGAAGAGAAGAGCACCAGAAGCUACUUGCCUCUCGGGAACUGAGCAGGUUAGAGCGGGAGCAGCGGGCUAGGCUUUACUAUGAACAACAACUGCAGGAGCGCAAGAAGAAACUCCUGGAGCAGAGGCUCAAAGAGGAGAGGAGGCGUGCUGCUGUGGAAGAGAAGCGGAAGCAGAGGCUCAAAGAGGAGAGAGAACGAUAUGAAUCUGCAGUGCGUAGGACACUCGAGAAGAGCCAAAAGGCCCAGCAGAGCCUCAGUCAAAAUGCAAGAGGAAGGAAACUCACUAAAAAUGUUCCACAUCGCUUGCCACUGACCACAUGGGAGAAGAACCUGGUCAGUCGUCUCCUUACCCCCACAUGCUCUUAUCUGGCCAGGAGCAAGAGUGCUGGUUGUCAGUCAGGAGAACAAGUUGUCCAUGUUUGUCGCCGUGCAGUUUCAUUCCACUCCAUGAAUACCACCACCACCACCACUCACAAACCCCGGCAUCACUCUGGUUCAGUCCACAACAGGCCAUCUGCUUCCUCUGGUUCUCGCAACAGCCAGCACAGAAGCAUCAGUGUGGCACAGAUAAAAGCAGCAAAGCAGCAAAACAUUGUUAAGAGGACCUCAAGUACUCGCUCUAACGUUCAAUCAAAUACCAUCAGCGUCUGUGUAAAAUCAGCUCUGAUGCCGAGCAGAACAUCCUCUCCAUCAUCAGAACGGACCUCACAAAGAUCAGUCAUCAAACAGCCAACCCUGCUCCAGCCUGAGCUCCCAUCACUCCCUGAGGAAGAUGCUGCUGCUUGCAACUCUGCCCUCUCUCCUGCUAACUCCAGGCCUGUCAGGAAAUCAGUUGAAUCUCAGCAAGAGAAACUGAGGGGUAAAAAUCCACAGGAGACUCCAAGUUCAAACUUGCCUGACAAAGACAAAGUGACAUCAAAGAGAACAGCAGGAGAUGGAGGUCUCUCCAAAAUGCCUCCUUGUCCAGCUCCACAGACUCCUGAAGUCAUGUCCCGCCCCUCAGCUGGAACUACUGACCCAGAGGAAGCCUCACGUCUCCUGGCUGAAAAGAGGCGAGAGGCCCGACUACAGCGGGAGAAAGAGGAGCAGGAGCGCAUACAGAGGGAGGAGGCUGAAAGGCAGAGCCGUGAAGAACUUGAGCGCAGGAGGGCAGAGGAGCGGGCACGACAGCAGGCUGAGGCUCAGCGUCUCAUAGAGGAGAAGAGGAAAAGGGAGCAAGAAGAGCAGAGACGAGCUGAGGAAGAGAGAGCUCAGGCUAUGAGGGAAGCUGCCCUCUUGCAGAAACAGAGAGAGGAGGAACUAGCCAAAGAGCAAGCACGAGCAGAGCAGUUGAAACAAGAGCGGGAAAUGCUCGCACAGAAAGAGGAGGCAGAGCGCCAAGCAAGGAAAAAGCGACUUGAGGAGAUCAUGCGGAGAACCAGAAGGACUGAUUCUCCAGAUACGAAAUCUGUUCCAGUGAGGAUUAUGUCAAAUGAUGCCCAACCAAAGGAAAACACGCAGCCUGUGCACAAUGGAACAAUAGAAGAUACAGCCAAGGUGCCAGUGGGAAAUAAAACCACACAGCUGGGCCUGAACAGUCAGGAGGAUAUGCUACCUGUUGUGGCCUUCAAAGAACGCAGGUCUCUUAGAACUCUCACUGGCCUGGAGGAAAUCCAGACCCACCAACGUGCAGAGGUCAUCUGAAUGCCUGCAGGAUGACUUUCAAAGCCUUUGUUGGAGACCGGUGAAUACACAAGAAUUACUGCUGCACAGCUAUUUUGCUCCCCUUCGGCACUUUGAAAGAGC
Haplochromis burtoni (Burton's mouthbrooder) is the source of this 2410-nucleotide messenger RNA. Its product is annotated as ensconsin. Gene Ontology annotation, cellular component: microtubule cytoskeleton. NCBI's taxonomy places the organism in Eukaryota, Metazoa, Chordata, Actinopteri, Cichliformes, Cichlidae. The record is from RefSeq and is a predicted model, not a curated record. Bases 356 to 2308 code for a protein of 650 amino acids. The transcript has 15 exons. Gene Ontology annotation, biological process: microtubule cytoskeleton organization.